Octopus sinensis (East Asian common octopus) is the source of this 9566-nucleotide messenger RNA. Its product is annotated as rotatin. The transcript has 48 exons. Lineage: Eukaryota; Metazoa; Mollusca; Cephalopoda; Octopoda; Octopodidae. Bases 104 to 6889 code for a protein of 2261 amino acids. Gene Ontology annotation, biological process: centriole-centriole cohesion; ciliary basal body organization; centriole replication. The record is from RefSeq and is a predicted model, not a curated record. Gene Ontology annotation, cellular component: ciliary basal body; centriole; centrosome.
UCGUUUUCCCAUCGUAUGGCGCAGCUUUUGAAGCGUGUUCAGACAGCUCCUUGUGGUCAGCAGCGCAUGGCUUGCAUUAUUCCACAUAGCUCUUCGCUCAAAUAUGCCCGUACUUCUCCGGGACGAUGUGGACUUUGAAAGAAUCUUCCAAAAACUUGGACAUGAACUGGAAGAAAUCAGAGUCCGAGCAUUGAAAAACGUUAUCAGUAAACUAAACUAUGGAUUGGUCUGUCUGUCAGACCUGGUUCAGGAGAAACACCUGUUUAUUCGCUUAUUGGAAUGGUUCAACUUUCCCAGUGCUCCAAUGCAGUCAGAGGUGCUUGGGUUGCUGCAUCAACUAUCAGAGCAUUCUACUGCAUGUGAGAGUCUUCGAGAAAUUGGUGCUAUAGACUUCUUAUCUCAUUUACGAAUGGACUCGCCCACAUCACUGAAAGACAAAAUCGAUACAAUUCUUGAGAAUUUGAUGAAGAUCCCAGAUUUAGAUCUGAAGUCAAAUGGGUGCGAACACAUCCAUUAUCAACAGGCCUGCUUUGAUCCAGUUUCUACCACUGAUCCAUGUGAUCCACAGACAGCCGAGAACGACAAUAUUGAAAGAGUGGUGUAUGAAGACAGUGUUGGUUCAAACCCAACAAGGGCUAAACCAGGCUUAGGGUUUACAAUGAGAACAUUUCCUUGGCUCACUUUAACUCAAACUGACCGACAUGUUUUGUCUUCUACACAUAGUUUAUUCCAGAACAAAGACCCCCAUGAACUGGCAAAUACCUGUGAAUUUCUCAGAGAUGUUGUCUUUUAUGAUUUUCCUGCUGAAAUUUUCCUUCAGAGACCACAAAUUACUCAGAGUCUUUUGGAGGUCUUGGAGCUCUCUUGCAAGCAAAUUACUCCACCUUUGGACUAUAACACCUUUUUAAACCAGCCAAAUUUACUGGUUCAAGUCAGCCGGACGUUGAGAAGCCUGACCAGUUGCUUACAUACACGAUUAAAAUACCACCAGGACCCAGCUUUUUAUACUCCCAAACCAGAUGUUUGGUCCAACAUCUCAACAUUAUCGGCGCCUUCUCCAAAUGGAUCAGCUUUCAGCCAUUCUAUACAUUCCAAUGACACUCGCUUCUCUGCUCUGGGUAAAAGUGAUUCUCGUUGCACAGGUGAUGGCAGGGAUGGAGACACUUCUAUGUCUUCGGUAGAGAGGUUAUCUUCUCAAAUGAUCUUAGAUGCCUCCUUACAGGCAACAGAUGAGCUAGAAGUGGAAAAUGUACAGACACUACAGCAGGAGCAGAUCACGUUACCAGUUUAUUGUCUUGACUUAAUCUUCACUAGCCUUAGCUUACUUAAAAAGUCUUCCCAGUUGUCGGAUGUGUCAGCUCUUGUGCAGUUGUUGCCAAACACGAUGGAACUUCUCUCUGAAAGUAUUACUGUUGAGAUUUGGAGCAACCAAAGUGAAGCUGCAAGGAAAAUUGUGAAUAAACUAAAGGACUGUAUAGAGUUAAUAUGUGAACUUCUGCAGCAGCAUCACCAUAGAAACCAACUCUUUGAAAAUCGUAAAACCUCGCAGGAACUCAUUGUGAAAUCCAGGCAGAUAUUUAUUGCUCUCAGCUGUUUUCUGGUUUCUUUCCUGGAGCAGUUAGUUACUGUAGAGAAGAUCCAGUCUUCGAUGCCGGAAAUAUUACCCACUGCCAUAGAACUUGUAGCCUUUGAUGAAUGUGUGUCACAGAUGUGGCCUGAUCUGCAUGCUGCUAUUUUGGGUUACUUAUAUCAAUUAGCCCACGAAAAAUACUGUCUUUACACACACACGGCAAGAGUUUGCACUUCUUUACAACGUACUUGCUGUUUUCUUGCAAAAGUUAGCCAAGUGGACGAUGAUUCUACAGAAUUACUUGACCUAGCCAGCAGCUGUUUACUUGGAAUCCCUUACCAUAUACACGUGCAAUUUAUUCACAGACUCAUUGACUUUUGUUCGCAAUAUUGCCGAACUUUGGAUGUUUGUCGCUUGAAAGAGGAAACACAAGUCUUUGAGAUUUUUGUGAAAUUACUGGCUCAUUCCAAAACACGGGUGAAGGAAAUAUCAUAUGAAUAUACUCUGAAGCUUGUGAAAGAAUAUUUAAAUAUUAACGAAAUUGCAGCUCACACAUCAUCAUCAUUACAGUUGGGAAUUAAAUUUUUAAUUAAUCCAAUAGUUCUGCAUGAAAUUAUUUUCUUUGGAAUGGCAGACACGGAUAAAAAGAUCUCUCAACUAGCUGCUGACAUCCUCUUGUAUUUGCUACAAGCUCAGCUUCUUGUAGAUGGUGAUAUUUGGCAAGAAUUCAUCGCUGCUUUGGCCAAAUCUUUGCCUUUGUUACAGUCAUAUGCUGAGACUGAAACCCCUCUCGGAUAUUGCAUUCUUGGGAUGGUGGAACCUAAUAAAGAAAGUGGACCAACAUCCUUACCUCGCUGUGAGAAGUUCCGAGGAGUUUUAAGACUUAUGUUCUCACCUAACAGCAAAGUUCGUUGUGAGGCUGUGACACACCUGCUGUGGUUCAUCUGUCAUGAGAAGGAGCAGGAGUUGAAGCUACCCCAGGUGAAUGACCUCAAGAUACCUGAGUUACCAGACUUCUUCUCCAUGCCAUGUUUACAGCUGUUGGAGUUGGAGUUGGAACAAGAAACCUCAGUCUUUAAUGCUGAUGAUGUAACCAAAGUGUAUAACAUAUUCUGUUCCAAGACACUUGAUGAAGAAAUGAAGAAGUCAGCUCUCGAACAGCUUGCUAUUAUGUUACUUGAUCACAAUCUUCAUAACAUCUUCAAAGAACUUGGUGGCAUCGAAGAAAUUUUGUUCUAUAUCCAUAAAAGUGUUUUAAAAGAACAAGCUUCAUCUGAGCAGAGACUCAUUAACUACACCAUCUUUCUUCCUUGUUGCGUGAAUAUUCUGUCUGUGAUCCUACAAUACAACAGUACUGAAAGACAUCGACUGAAGGACAAAGAAGAAUUAUACUACAGCUUGUUACGAGUUGCUUUGCUACAUGACCAAGAGGAAUCCUUAAAAUAUGAGGUCACCAAAAUCUUGACCUUUCUCUUGUUUGAUGAAGUGAUUCUCUCAGAUGCAGCUUGUAAAUCACCAGAUGACAAAACAAAGUUCAUCAAGUUUUCGAUGCCUUAUUUUGUGUGUAAGAGAUACAACUUCCCAUACAAACCUCCUAUACAUCCUCAGAGUACCUCCAUUUAUUCUUCGGAAUAUUCCACUUUAGAUCCACUCACGCCAUCUCUCAAAGAAAUGAUUCGCUUUGCUUGGAACUUUGCCUGGCAUCAUGGUAUCAAUGGCCUUGUACAAUUUGGACAGACUUCAUCCACAUCAUCAGAAACAGUUGUUGAGUAUCCUAAACAUUUGGAAUUAAGUUCUACAGACUUUCUAAUUAUCAAAACCAGUCAUUUACCCACUGGCCUUCAAGAGGCUGUCCAAGCUAUUUCCACUGCCACGAAUCAUUUUGCUGUCAAUUCAGCUUUAAAUGUGCUCCAUCUUUACAUGGUAAUGCCAGGAAACUGCCAAAAUAUCUCCUGCAAGACUUUACACCAACUCAAGUGGAACGAAGCAUUAUCUCGAUUUCUACAAGUUGUACCAUCAAGUCCUCCUGACCAGUGGUUGUUGUGUGAAGUAUUGUAUUUCAUUGGUUCUGUCUUCAAGCUCAGUGGCACUGUUCCUUUACACAUCCUACAGUGGUUGGCAAAUAUUGUAUAUAAUCCUAAGGCAGCACUGUAUAACCUUCUCCACAGAACUGAGGGAAUCCAUGAUGUCACAGAGAGCAUGGCUGCCUUGAAAAAAUCGUUGGAAAAGGAAGUUAUCAAUGUUAUCACCUGCUUUCUCUCUCAUCAGCCUUAUGUUUUACAUAGCAAGUUAAAGAUAGAACAGUUACGAGGAGAUUUAACUGAAAUGUUACUCAUUCACCUAAAUGUUGCUGAAGCUCCACAUUUUUAUAACUUAGCACCACUGCAAGCAUCGUUACAGUGUCUGAUGCAUGUCACUGCAAGGCUUGGCUGGAGCGGAGAAAUUAGUGAAACUGAUGGAGUCAGUCUGACUUUGAAGCUUCUUGGUUGUUUGUUGGAGAUUAUAUCGGCUUUCCACAUUGGUCGUGGUGGCACCGUGAUGUCAUACAUGGGAAAAGGGGUGACGAAAUCAGCCACUAUGUGUCUCCAGCACCUUGCUUUAGAGAUGGAAAUAUAUUCAGAAAAUGAGAAAUGGCCAGAGCAUUGGUUGUACAUGAAGGAGCAGAACCGGCUUUUGAUGGAAACUGGUUUAAAUUGGUUGUUAACGCUGUGGGCCUACCGAGAUCCUGAGGUAAGAUGUGCUGGUCUUGGUAUUGCGGUCACUCUGUCCUGGAGCAGUGUUGGUCGUUCCCUUGUCACAGCCAACUGUCGACACAUACCAGGUGGUAUUUGGGGAGUAGUCUUCACUAUUUUGCUGGACUCAUCUGAAAGUAGCCUCGUUAGACAACAGGCUGCCUAUUUGUUGGUCAACCUGAUAUCCAAGCCAUUACCAAGCAGUAGCAAUGGCAGCAACGGAACCUCUGAAGGACCAGUAAUCAAUGAUUCUUACUAUCAGGAACCUUUAGUUGGUCUGACAGCCUUGAUGGUUCUACUACAACACUGCCAGUUCUACCAAACUGUCAGCCAACUCUUGGCUAUGUAUUACCCACAACCUACAAUAAGUCCUCUCACCUUCAUGGAGACUAAUUACUCUCUGUUACCUGGACCUUUACUGGAUGUACCUGUUACAGGAGCUCAGAAUAAACUGAAGAUGAUGCAGAUACAACAGUUAAACCCAGAACACAGUUCUGUAAUUCCCAAUGAUGUUACUUCUGAGACCAUUCCUUCAUGUGGAGGGAGUAAAGUUGACCAAACUGGAUACUACCAACAAACUCCAUUGUCCAUUAGUAACCAAUCUUCUGUGACAAACUCAAAACAAAGCACUCCCAGAAGUCCACGUGGUGUAGAUAAGUUCCCAGCAUUCCCUGCAAGGACUAAUGUGAAUACGGCCACCACACCAGCUCUAGUUACUGCUGUGUGUCAUCUCCUCCAUAACUUGGUCAUUUUAUCACCCGAAGACACGGUCAGUUCUUUAACCAACCAUUUGAUACCGGCAUCUCUUAUGGCUCUGUUGGACAGUGAACUACUAGAAGAGAAUGUCUGUUGUGAGUCUGGCAGUGAUGUUAGUUCCGGUGCAGUUGAAUUACUUGGCCAGCAGCUCCUACAGAUGCAUUGCGGCAUCAUCAAGUUGAUGGAGACCUGUUCCGUCCAGAAUGCAACAUUCCGGAAGAACAUCCUCCACAAUACAUCAUUCCUCUCAGAACUUGUUCAUCUGCUUGGUGUUUCUCCACAACAAGAAUCCCAACCCAUUCAUGUGAUGUGUGAAACGAUGUACCAGAAAACUUUCUCCAUGCUCUCAACGUUUUUACAACUAGAAGGUUCUUUGGCACUCGAUGCAUCCGCUGUGAUUUUUGAAGAGAACUGGAGCAUCCUCUUUGGUUGUAUUGAAUACACCUUGUUGAAGAAGCAGAACCAAAGUUUGCAGGAAAGUUGCUUAAUGUUUUUGGCUCACCUGUUUGCUGAGGAAGGGAAAAUGCAGAGUAAAACCCUGAAGAAAGAAGCUAUAGACAACAGAAUUAUUAAAAGACUUCUUGAUGAUACAGUUCCACCUUCUUCCAAACGAUACGAUGCUAACCAAAAUACCACUUCAGGUUCUAUACUGUGUAAUCUUCUUAUGAAAAUGCAUGAGAGGGUGAUUUCAAAACCAGGCGAUGAAUUGGUACAUCUUUCAGGCAAUGCUUUGAAAUGCUUGCUUGCCAUAAGCUUCUCUGCCAAGGACACCGCUCUGAAAGGUGGCUUUGUAGAAAGUGUGAUGCAACAUUUGAAAGAUUGGCAUGCCAAGCUGAAUCUGGCGUUUCUUCAGUCAAAGAAAAACUCUUCUUCAAGAAAGAAACAGACAGAAUCAUUAUUACAAGAUGUCUUGAUGGCCUUCCAAAUAUUGACCAACUUUGCUACACACCACCAAGAGGUUAAGUUGGUGUGUCAGAGCAGUUACCUACCUCAGAUGGUCCACUCCAUGUGGUGUUGGUGUCUUGAAGAUAAACCACUCAUGUGUUCUGCUGUCAACCUCCUCAUCUCCUAUACAGCCAAUUGUCCAAAAGCUUGUAGUUCACUGGCAUACACCCAUCCCGUCACGCAGGGCAGCAAUAGCAGCAUCAUUCCGAACCGUAACCAGUUAAGCAACAACUCACUGGUCCACUGUUUGGUACACCUUUUGGCAUCGGAACCAACCAAAGACAAUGGCUCUUUGAUAACGUCAGUGUUCCAUUUGUUGUCAAUAUUAAUGGUUUCAGGCGAAUGUCGCAACAUCCUUCUCAAGGUGAACUUCUUGAAUGAAUUCCCCAACAUCACAGUGAAAAGGACCAAGAGAAAGACAGAUCUGCGGAACAGUUACGAUGCGGAACUUUGUUGGCUGGAGUUGUUCCGAUCCUUGUCCUUCUCUGAUGAGGGUCAGCUCAUGAUAUUUAAGAUCAAAAAUUCCAUCGAGAGGUUACUGGACUUGUGUGAGAAUGGUACGACCAUCAGCCACCAGGAGAAAGCAUUGUUGGUGAUCAGAAAUAUCAGUUGCCACUGUUCAAACAAAAAUAAACUUUUGGCCUACAAUCAGCUAAUUCCAGUUUUGCUUAAAUGCUUGGCGAGCGAAGAAGAGAUAUUGAAAGUGAUUGCAGCUACCACAUUAUCAGCACUAGUUUACAAUAAUCAAAAGGCAAAAGUCAUUCUUAAGAAUGCCAAUAUGUUACCUAACUUGCAAGACUCACUGCAAGGUUUGUCUGAAUUCUCAGAACUGGGUCUCAAAUGUAAAGAACAUGUCCAAAAUAUCAUAGAGUCUAUUAUAGAAUAGCUUGACAGGAGAGAAAAAAAAAAUAAAUAAAAGAUGGAAAGAAAAUUUGAUGAAUUUUUUUGCAAUGUAAAUUAAUUUAAUUGUAGUUUCUGUUGAUAUCAAAACAUCCAUAAUUUAUGUACAAAUUAGAAAAAAUGUCACUAUACAAUAUUAUCUGCAAAAUAUAUUUCUUUUUUCCUCUUUUCCCACAUUGAUCCUAUAAGCUUUCUGCUCUCUGACAUCACAAAUACUGAAGAUGUUAGACAAAUGAGGAAAAUAAAAUCUGAAACAAAAGGGAAGAGAGAAAAGAGAAACAUUAAAAGAAUUAAACAAAAGGCAUGUAUUAUACAGAUAAGGGAAGAGAGAAAAGUGUAGCAGGGAAGGCGAAAGAGGGAGUUUUCAAAAUUGAAUAUCAAUGUAGUUGCUGUGUAACUAUGAAGCUUACUUCCAAACCAUGUGGUCUUGGGUUCAGUCCCAUUUUAUGCCACCUUUUAUAUAGCCCUGGGUUGACCAAAGCUUUGUGAGUGGAUUUACUAGAUGGAGACUGAAAGGCAGUCAUGUGUAUAACUUUGUCUAGCCCUUUAGGCCAUAUCCAGCCCAAAUAUUAUACCUGUUUCAUGUUCAGACUAGACAGAUCUGGCCCCCUCACAUGUACCCUACAAUAUUAUAUACACAAUCACAUCAUUAAAAUCUUAAAGCUAUAAGAUAAUGAUAAAUUUUAAACAAUGUAAAUAAAUAUGCAUUACAUUUGACAAAGUACUCUGAAUGCUAAAGGGCUAGAUGCUAUGUGAUGGUCAUAAAUGAACAUCUUUGUCAUACAAACAAGGAUUUUUGAUUAAGUUUUUUGUUAAAAAAGAAAAAGGGCUAGCCAUGGGGAAAUACUACUUUGCUUGGAAACAGGCGUAGGUUAGCUUGACCCAUGGGAAAGUGGAUGCUAAAUGAUGAUGAAGAGUGCUGAAACAGGUGUAGGGAGAAGAGACUGAGAUUAAGAUAUUCUUAGUCUGAUACUUACCAUUAAUGUAUAAUGCUUCUGUCUGAAAGACAGCCUGGAGAGGUGGAAAGUAAAUGACCAAUAACUGACCGACAAGAGACCCACCCACAGCUAUCAAAAACAUACGAUUGGUAAAAAGUCCAAUUUGAAAUAUUGAUUUGGUCUGGAAGAAGAAACAAAGAUACUUUGUUAGUAUUGACUUAUAAAAACAAUCAGUACACUUUAUAGUAUAUUAUGGUUGCACAACAAAAUACCAUGUCCCUACAAGUCAUUAAUAAAAUACUUUGUGAGGUGGUGUCGGGGGUACAAAGUCUUGUUGGAAGAGAAGACUAAUUUCAGUAAAAAGGUUGUCAACUUACCUGUGAACGACAGCCAAGUGCAUUGAACAUGUCAAACAAUACAAAACAGGUGAAAGUCAUUGUUGUGUCCCUAGGGGUGAUUUUAUUGUCACUCAACUGAAAAAGAAAUGGCAACAGGUGUUAUGUUAGUUCAAUUAGUAAUCUUUACCAUAAAAGCUUUACACUUUAUCUCUCUUUCCACUAAUGAAACUAAUUGGGGGUCACCUGAGUUUGUUUGCCUCAUCAUCAUUUCCUGGCCACUUUGCCAUGCUUGCAUAGGUCACAGUUUGAGGCAGUUUUUCUCUAACCAGAUGCCAUUCCUGUCACCAAUCCUCACCUGUUUUCAAUCAAGGUAUUAUUAUUCCUCAUGGUCAGAAAUGUUUUUGAUGAAUAUUGUAAAUGAAUGUCACUGUCAUUACAAGCAGUGUCAUUCAUUUCCAAGUAUCACAUGAUGUCAAAACAAAGACACACACACACUUCCAUCAAAUCCACUCACAAGGCUUUGGCCAGCCUGAGACUAUAGUAGAAAACACUUGCCCAAGGUACCACUCAGUGAGACUGAACCUGGAAUCAUGUGGUUGUCUUAUUUGUCAUGAAGUUGGAAGAAGGAUCUUAAUGAAACCUCUUUUGCCAGUUCAUAUAUUCUCAGAAUGGUAUGGAAAACAUACCAUUCAGUUGAAGGGGAUCUUAUUCUUGCAAGCUAAAUGGUAAACCUUACUAGCACUGGUGCCAAGAAAAAAAAAAGCAUCCCGUAUACACUGUAAAGUAAUUGGUGAUAGGAAGGGCAUCCAGCCAUAGAAACCUUGAAUCCUGCCAAACCGUCCAACUCCUGCUAGUAUGGAACCAGGACAUUAAAAGAUGAUUCCUUUACUACAACACAUUGCUCCCUAAAUCUAAAAUAAUCAGCACCAAAACAUAAUUAAAAAAAUACACUAUCUACUUACUUAUCAUCUCAAAUCCUUCAACCUUCCCCCAGAACCAAACUGCUCAGUAUUCCAUCUCCAAUCAAUAUCUACCGUCCAGUAAUCUUCGACCUCUUCACCACUUUCUCUCACCAAUCUUGGUGGUCUGUGUUAUUAAGCUAUUCAUUUCACCACUGGAGAACCCACAUCAGGCAGGAAGACAAUCAGGAUUUCCAGUCCCACAGACCAGAGAAUCAAGUGAUAGUGCCUUAUUCUUCAUCAAUGCAACCCACCUUUCAAUGACCCACGCAUGACAACCUAAUGUCUGUAAAAUUUUAUAAAGGAAAGGUGGGGGGUUAAAAGAAGACCAACUUCAAUGAACUGUGACUUACCUCUUUCCAGAAAACCCACAACGUUCCUGAAACUAUAAUGAACGAUGAAAAUAAAAUAUAAAUGAGUAAACUCUU